AUGAAAGAUAAAAGGACUAAGACUUUAUAUUCUUCUACAUUAAAACCUGUUCUAUUAUCUUUAAGAAUUGUCGGAGUUCACGUACCUAAAGAUAUUUGGUUCUGUAGAUAUAGCGAUGGAAUAUGGAGUUUGAGUAUUAUGUUAUUUCGUUUUCUUUAUCUAGGACAAGAAUUGACUUCUGUUAUUUUAGGAUUAUCUCCAACUCAUUUAUUGGAUCAGAUAGCAGUCAUUUUGGCAACUAUCAGCGCUUGUUUAGCAUCGGCUUUUCUUGCUCACGAUGUUUCAAAUAUGUCGCGAGUUUUGGACCAAUUGGAUAAUACAUUGCAAAAUCUUGCAUGGAAACAACAAAAUUUACGUUCGGUAAGUCAUCAAAUAUUAAUUUUAACUACGAUUGGAUGGGUAUAUAUACUUCUUCGUUGGAUUUCUAUGUUGCUUAUAUUAGAUAAUAUGCCAGAACAUCAUUUUCAAUCUAUUUUCUUUGGGAUCGUUCCGAAUAAUUUAUCGACUACGGCCAUUUACGUCUUCGUUUCUGUAAUAUGGAGUAUGGAAAUAUUUUUUAUUCACGGUGCCAUUGUAUUUAUUCCUAUACUGUUUAUGUCGUUUUGUAUUCUGUUAAGAAAAUCCUAUCGAGAACAUAAUAAUAUUAUUAACGAACUCAAUUCUCUACCAAUUCUUGUAACCGAUUUCUCUAGCAUUAGAAGUUUCCACGAGAAAUUAUGUUCUAUAGUUGCUAAAGUGGAUACCAUAUUUGGUAAAAUAGUUUUCUUUUGGUAUCUGUUUCUAUUAGUUACAGUAUGUUUAGACAUUACUCAACUGUUCACAGAUGAAACUCUUUUGAAGAAUGAAGCAAAAAACGAUGUAUUUUACUUUAGUUUAAGAGUUCUAUACUCCAUGUUAAGUUUCUUAGGAACUUGUAUCACUGCAUCUGGUGUAUCUUUAGAAGCUCAUGCAGCACUUCCUACUGUGCAUAAUCUUACACUUCAUCGUUUAAGACUCGAUAUGGAUAACAAACUAGAGGCUCAGUUUUUGAUAUCGCGCCUCACAGCACCUACAAUAGGACUGAGUGGAUGGAAUUUUUUCACUAUCAAUAGAAGCUUUAUCCUUCAGGUUACAGCAGCAUUAACUACUUAUGUGGUUAUUGUAAUUCAAUUGAAUCCUCAAGCUAUGAGGGUUAUACAACAUUUAGUAGAUCAGUCUGUCAAUAGUACUAACAAUGCAACUGCUACAGAAUGA
This is a messenger RNA of Centruroides sculpturatus (bark scorpion), 1233 nucleotides long. RefSeq lists its product as uncharacterized. The record is from RefSeq and is a predicted model, not a curated record. Gene Ontology annotation, cellular component: membrane. The transcript has a single exon. Gene Ontology annotation, biological process: detection of chemical stimulus involved in sensory perception of taste; sensory perception of chemical stimulus. Bases 1 to 1233 code for a protein of 410 amino acids. Gene Ontology annotation, molecular function: taste receptor activity. Lineage: Eukaryota; Metazoa; Arthropoda; Arachnida; Scorpiones; Buthidae.